AUGCAGGCUCUAAAUAAUGGUGUGCAGCUAUUUAGGCGGGCGGGCAAAGUCAAUGAGCAUUUUCUUUUCGCCGCUAUGAUUUCCGACAAUCGAACUGUGCUGUUUGUUAUCGAAUUUCCGGCCAAUAUUAUCACCUUCUUCGAUUCGCAUCAGCAUGGACGCGACGCAGGUGCGGUGGUAGCGCAAUGCAGCUUUCGCGACUUGUUCGAUAUGAUGAACUGGUUUGUGAAUAUGAAUAACGAGGUUUACUCCAGUCAACCGAGUAUAUAUGAAGUGUCAUUUCUUCUACCCGAUCCAUCUGGACUGCCCACGCCCGAGAAGUCGGACAAAAGCGAAAUAUCCCACCACGUGAAAAGUGCAACGCCGGCGAAGAAAAUGCAAAAGAAAUGAAGUUGCGCAUAGAGGUGAUUAGCAUCAAACAUCGUU
This is a messenger RNA of Rhagoletis zephyria (snowberry fruit fly), 426 nucleotides long. RefSeq lists its product as uncharacterized. The record is from RefSeq and is a predicted model, not a curated record. Lineage: Eukaryota; Metazoa; Arthropoda; Insecta; Diptera; Tephritidae.